AUGCCCGGCCUCUUUAAACGGACUUUGUUUGCUUUAAUUUCUGCGUUGAGCUUUGCAUCUUUUAUCCUGAUCCUCGUUGCAAUGGGCACCCCAAAGUGGAUGACAGGAAAAAUUCUUUGCAAGACUGGAGCCGAGCUGGUUAAUGCCACGGACCCAGAGCUGAUCAAAUUUAUGGGAGAAAUUUACUACGGACUCUUUGGGGGUGGCAAAAUGCGGAAAUGUGGGCUGGGUGGGCGGCAUUCCAAAUUUACAAUAUUCCCACAUCUGGUGAAACAGCUGAACACGUCUCUCCACUUGGUGAUCAUCUUCUUCCUGUGUGCCGCCUUUUCUUCCGCCCUGGCCAGUUUAGGAUUCUGCGUCUUCAACAUCAUUAAAGUUCCCUAUCAGGCCAUUCAUGGUCCAGCUGGCAUAGCCUUGUGGAACUUCCUUGCAGGGGGGUUUGCAGUCCUGGCAUCAACAAGCUUUAUGGCUGCAGUCAAACUGCAUAAUCUGACUGAAAGAAUUGCCAAUUUUCGGGAAAACAUCUUCCAGUUUGUCAUCUUGGAAGAACAGUACGAAGACUCGUUUUGGCUUUGCAUAGUAAGUGCAGCCAUUCAUGGAGUGAAUCUGCUCCUGGUCGCCAUCAGCGAGAUUCGGUUCCCUAGCCUGAAGACGAAGACAGAAGAAGCGAACGUUACAGCUGAAGACAUCAUGUAUUAG
Messenger RNA from Eublepharis macularius, 699 nucleotides. It is a transcript of the gene CLRN2, whose product is annotated as clarin 2. The transcript has 3 exons. The coding region runs from base 1 to 699 and encodes 232 amino acids. The record is from RefSeq and is a predicted model, not a curated record. Lineage: Eukaryota; Metazoa; Chordata; Lepidosauria; Squamata; Eublepharidae.